CGAGCAGCAGCUAAAUGCGUCAAAGCAGGGACGUUUUCCAGUGUUAGUUAAGGUGUAAUGAUAGGACUUAGCUCCAGAAUGCUACAGUGUGGUUUUAAAGCAACUCAUUAUUCAAAUAAGGCUUUACUGCAGGGGUGUUUGAUUCUCGCCAUUUUAUUAUUGGGUGGUCAACAUGUUGAGGGACAAGAACUUGUGUGCACAAAUAUGGACGGUAGAAACCACUUUCGAUUAUUCUUAACGCUAGCUGAUUUGGUGAUGGACUGCAAGCUGGUCAGACACCCAGGAAUCACAGAUCAGCACUAUAAGGACAUACUGAAACUGUAUGCUUCUGCUGGAGUGCUACCUAAGAUGGAGAUCUACAACAGCACCAACUCAUAUGCCUUCGAUUUCAAGUUGAAGUUGAGCCAAGAAGGAUUAACCUGGCGUGUUAUCGUCCCGAGGAAUAACAUAACCGCUAAAACAGCGGUGGCCCCGAUAGACCAGUGGCACGUGGAGGUCAACAUGUUCCAGGGCUAUGAUGCAUUGGAUUCUACCGCCAUCCUACUGAGGUCAUUGACGGGCACACUGCUCGAUUUGACAAGAGAGCCGAUAUUGCAGUGGUUUUUAGGAGAGGGCAUCUCAAGUUACAGCCUUUACCCGUACUGGGGCCUGCUCAUGAAGAUCCAGGUGGCCCAGAGUCCAUGUGCCGGCGAUGUGGCCGUCAUUGCUCCUAUUUUUGCCUACCAUCCCGAAGCGGUUCCAGGAGUUAUUCUGAGUUAUACCAAUAAUGCUUUCCUUGGUCGUGGAGCAUUAUGGUUCAAUCUGACCAACACUCUCUGUAGUUUCAUGACUGCAGCGGGAUGCAAUGGCCUUACCCUGAUUGACCUGAAGCUGACCAACUGUCAUCUCUUCCUGCUGACCAACAGGGGACUCUUUAUCAGCCAGGAUCUGCUCUCUCCAGUCACUGGAUUUCUCAGUUUCACCUGGCCGAACAACCCCAUACUGAAUCAAAUGAACUACGAUACAGCAACAAUCUGGUACUCUGGCAAUUGUCAGACCAACGCGUUAUACUUUUCAGAUGACUAUGUGAGUGUGGUAUCUAAUACAGGAGUGGGGCCGAAUCUGGUGUCGAUGUGUGCGUUCAGUGGGUACCCCUUCACACACUGGUAUCCCUGCUUAGGCAGCGACUAUGAUCUGUCUAAUCCAUACUACAUACCACGCUACCUGGCUUUUUUGUAUGAUCGCUACCAGCAAACAGCUCUGCUGUUGUCAAUGAAUGAGUUUGACUGGCAGACGGGCAUGGUGUCGAUGUUCAACAUCGGGAAGACUGGGCUGGACUCCAGAACCAAAGUUCCUUCCACCACCAUUGCCAUAGAAGGUUUGGAAGGCAUGUAUAUGGGGGGCAACCAAAUUUUCCUUUAUGGCAAUCAGUUGUGGGUUUCCGAUGACCGUGGAGCCAAAUUCCACCACUUACUAACUAUGCCUCAGUCGGAUCGCAUAGUCGACAUGGUGAGCUGCCCAUAUAACAACAUGGUAGUCGGUGUGACAACCGGAGGGACGAUCAUCGUCUUGAGAGCAGGUUUACAUAAGUAUUCUAGAUUUUUCAUCUCGAAGUCCACUCCCGCCUUCCUGUAUUGCGACCACAUUGGCCUACUGACGGUUGUAGAUGUGGACUUCACCACCGACAUUGGAUUCAUUAGCAAGACCAUUGAUCCCACUAUCAUCCAGAACGAUGAUCACAGCUUUCCAGGAUAUUUAGCCCCGCAGUAUAUUACUCCCUCAACAGUCCUGCUGUACGAGUACACUUUCGACCUUGCAUACCCUGAGUUUGGUUAUCUUCGUGAAGUACAUCGCGGAAAAAUUGUCACCUUCCGUCAGGGUGGUCAGGUACUCAUAACGGACGUGUACCGGGAUCCUCUGUUACCAGGUAUCAACUUGAAGACCUGCGCCAAGGGGGAUCUCCUAGAACCUAUGGGGCUAUUGCAUGAAGCCAUACAGGACUUCCCACUUUUCUAUGAAGAGGCUCUUGCUGAAAAUAAUGAGUUCUUUGUACAGAUCACAGUUUUAGGCCAUCCAAUAGGCUUUGAGGACAGGCACAUAAGCAUGGCAGUAGUCAGCCCUGGACAGUCCACUCUCCUCAUCCUUCAGGUUAUGAAUGGGAUUGCAUUGGCGUGGUCCACCAUGCCUUCCUGGCUGCCACUGCCCAGCACAAUACCACCGGACUCAUGGCUGCUCGUGGACACAAGUUGGUUCCGGAUGCUGGAGCAGCCGUGCCGACACAAGCUGCAGUCGCUAGACAAGCUGCGAAACCAUGCACUCGUGGUCAUCAACGUACACGAGACACUUAACUUCACCUUCAAGACCUUCAUGUCUGACACGUUGUCUAGUGCUGAACGCUAUAAGAAGAGAAUGUCGGUGGUUCUAACCAACCCCACCGGCUUCAGGGUGAACGUACACCACUUCUGGGACAAGACCCACAACCACAUGCUCACCCUCAAUAUUUUCAGCCACCUCUGCAAGAAGGGCAUGACGAUGGUGACUGUGUAUAUCCCGGAGGCCUCAUUGAUGUGCAACAUGACGAGCAUCACCUUCACGCUGCAGAACGCCUGCCCAGAGGGCCUCAGCAUCGUCUACCUGCCCAGCCAGCCAAUCAGCGACUACGAGUGGCUCCAUGGAGACCCCGAGGACGAGAAUGAGGACAGGAUUCUCUACAACCUGCCCGUAAACUACAGGCCUCCCUCCAAGCUGGGUGUGCUGAUUCCGACCACUGAACACAUCUACAAUGCAGACCCCAGUAAGCCGAUACCCCGACAGCAUUACCCUGUGUCCAAGAACACAGGCAGGUAUAAACAGUGUGCUGGAAAGGCGUCUGUUGAGGAGUGUGGCUGCACUGAUUCGUUGAGGGUGUCACCUCUAGCCAUCUACUCAGACUGCCGACAGAGGGUGCUGAGAAAGAUAUAUCCCCUGAUCAACUUCAACGUCACGCUGUUCCUCAGGAGGGUCAACCAUCCAGACCAGCCUCUACGUUCACCCUAUUUUGUGACAGUGACCGAGGUCAACAACCGUACCAACUGGGCCGUCACAGGUACCCAAACUACCUCCACCUUGGCCAAGAUGAGAGAGUUGCUGAAUACUGUGUACAACCAGACAUUCUUCAACCCGGAAGGCUUGCAGAUCAGCUGCUACGGCACGGAGCUCUUCCACUUCCGCAUCUCUGUGAUCCCAGGAGUGGUCCUCUGUGACCUGGUGGACGAGAUUCAGAUCUUUGUGGACAAGGGUCCGCUGGGCUUCCCCGCUGCCUAUGUGAUCAGCUGCAUCACGGCUAUCGGUCUGGGCGGGCUGCUUAUGCUCGGCCUGCUGCUGAAGACCGCCAACCCCUCCAGCGGCGUCCUCAAGACCUUCUGGAGGAAAAACAAGGUGGCCCCCGAGUCCAACUAAGGCCCGCACCAUGCUGAGGCCCGCUACACCACCACGACUCUACUCAGUGAAUUAAAGAUGCAGUGUUUAUUCAACACACGAAGAGUACUCUGGGACCAAAUACAUACGCCUUAAAUAGAAGAUCAGAGUUCAAAAGAGUCCUUGUGCACAAGCCCUCAGUAACAUAGGUGCCGGUGGGAGGAGGCAGGAUAACCUGAUGAAAAUCAAAAGUUCAGAAAUGCUGCACACUGCUUACUAUUGUUUUUUUUAUUAUUAUUUCUUGGAGUGAACAAGAAAUAAAACAAGGGAAAAAAGCAGUGUGCAGUACACUCAACUCUCUAAGUGUGGAAUUAACACUGCAUUUGUUUACUGUGUGUGAAAACAAGCCCCUGGUUAGUCUGAAAUGUUCUUGGCAACAUGGGUUAUAGUUUCUUACUUGUCUUGUUUCUUUCUUUUUUCGUUUUUGUUUUAGUUAUUUGCAUAUGAACAUUUACUUUAAUACAUUUUUUUGUUACAAAUACAUUUUGAUGUUUUGUAGGGCAAACAGAAAAUGUCAUAUAUUGUCCUAUACAGGGGAACAAAGCGUCAAAAGCAAAUUAACCUUUUCAAGAGACAUUGUAACUUUAGGCUCGCCACCGCCUUGUGCUCUAUGAAACAUUAAUUAAUAAAAAAGCAAACAUUGACCUUUUUCAACAUUUA
Messenger RNA from Engraulis encrasicolus (European anchovy), 4095 nucleotides. Its product is annotated as cation channel sperm-associated auxiliary subunit beta-like. Lineage: Eukaryota; Metazoa; Chordata; Actinopteri; Clupeiformes; Engraulidae. The record is from RefSeq and is a predicted model, not a curated record. Bases 58 to 3417 code for a protein of 1119 amino acids. The transcript has 30 exons. Gene Ontology annotation, cellular component: cilium; CatSper complex.